AUUGCACUCAUCACUGCAGCAGUCACACUGUGUAACAUUAAUGUAUUCAAGUAACCCUAAAAUCUCGCGGUGCUACCAUUCAGACAUCUUGCAUUUCACUAAAUCUGGUCUUGGAGAACAUUUUCAUUAAAAAAACUGCACACUAUAUAUAUGCCGCACAGAAACAGGCUGUCUUAGUCGUUAGAGCGAGGAUUAGUUUUUUUCCGGAUGUGAGGCUGUGAGACCGAGCCUCGAGUGCCAAUCCCGCGGAGUUUAGACGGUCUCUCACGGGGGCUCUCUAGCCGUAUUGUGCGUCAUCUCCAUCGCUCGCUGCCGUUUUGUUAUUUUUCUCCGUUGAGGAAACAUGGCAACUCCCGCCGCUGUCAACCCGUCCGAGAUGGGCAGUGAGUUGCCAGGGACAGUAGCCAUGCCUGGGGCUGUUGGAGCCAGUCAGGUGAGGAUGGGUGGAGCUGUGCCAGGCCGUGGGGGCAAGAGAAGAUCAGGAGGAAUGGAGUUUGACGACGAAGACGGAGAGGGACCUAGCAAAUUUUCAAGAGAGAACCACAGUGAGAUUGAGCGACGCCGGCGCAACAAAAUGACCCAGUACAUCACCGAGCUGUCGGACAUGGUCCCUACCUGCAGCGCGCUGGCCCGGAAACCGGAUAAACUCACCAUCCUGCGCAUGGCUGUCUCCCAUAUGAAAUCCAUGAGGGGCACCGGCAACACGUCCACGGAUGGCGCCUACAAGCCCUCCUUUCUCACUGAACAGGAACUGAAACAUCUGAUCCUGGAGGCGGCGGACGGCUUCCUGUUUGUGGUUGCUGCGGAGACGGGACGGGUGAUCUACGUGUCGGACUCGGUGACGCCGGUUCUGAACCAUCCCCAGUCGGAGUGGUUUGGCAGCACUCUAUACGAACAGGUCCACCCCGACGAUGUGGACAAGCUGAGGGAACAGCUCAGUACUUCAGAAAACUCCAUGACAGGGCGGAUUCUGGACCUGAAGACAGGAACAGUGAAGAAAGAGGGACAGCAGUCCUCCAUGAGGAUGUGCAUGGGCUCCCGGCGCUCCUUCAUCUGCCGCAUGAGAUGCGGAAGUGCUCCCCUGGAUCACAUCUCCCUUAACCGUCUAUCUAACAUGAGGAAGAGAUACAGGAAUGGCCUUGGACCCUCAAAAGAGGGAGAUGCUCAGUACUCUGUGGUGCAUUGCACUGGCUACAUCAAAGCAUGGCCUCCUGCAGGUAUGACUAUACCAGAAGAAGACACAGAGGCAGGUCAGACUGGAAAAUACUGUCUGGUGGCCAUCGGAAGACUGCAGGUGACCAGCUCUCCAGUCUCUAUGGACAUGAAUGGCCUGUCCGUACCUACAGAGUUUCUGUCACGUCACAACUCGGAUGGUGUCAUCACUUUCGUCGACCCGCGCUGCAUCAACGUCAUUGGUUACCAGCCUCAGGAUUUGCUGGGGAAAGAUAUCCUGGAGUUCUGCCAUCCCGAGGACCAGAGUCACCUGAGGGAAAGUUUCCAACAGGUGGUGAAGUUGAAGGGUCAGGUUCUGUCUGUGAUGUACCGUUUCCGCAUGAAGAACAGGGAAUGGAUGCUGAUCCGAACCAGCAGCUUCACCUUCCAGAACCCAUACUCUGAUGAGAUAGAGUACAUCAUCUGCACCAACACCAACGUCAAGCAGCUACAGCAGCAGCAGCAGGCAGAGCUAGAAGUUCACCAGAGGGAUGGACUGACUGCCUACGAUCUUUCCCAGGUGCCUGUGGCUAGCGUCAGCAGUGGAGUCCAUGAGGCUGGGAAGAACAUCGACAAGACAGAAAUCCUGUUCUCCCAGGAGAGAGACCCACGCUUUGCUGAGAUGUACACUGGCAUCUCUGGCUCGGGAGAUAAGAAGAUGAUGGUUCCCUCCUCUACAGCUGGAGGACAACAGCUCUACUCCCAGAGUUCUCCUUUCCAGCAGGGACACUCCGGCAAAAGCUUCAGUUCCUCUGUGAUCCAUGUCCCCGGUGUGAACGACAUCCAGCCAUCAGGGUCAUCCAAUCAGAAUCUAGCUCAGAUCUCCAGACAGCUCAAUCCCGGCCAGGUGGCAUGGUCAGGCAACCGACCCCCCUUCUCUGGACAGCCCAGUAAAGCCCAGUCCAGUCCCUUUGGUAUUGGUUCUGGACACAGCUACCAGACGGACCCGGCCUCCUACAGUCCCCUGUCAUCCCCGGCCACUUCCUCCCCCAGCGGCAACGCCUACUCAGGACUGACAAACCGCAGCACAGCUUUUGAUGUGUCGGGGGAGAGCAGUCAGAGUGGAGCCCAGUUCCAGGGGCGUCCCAGUGAGGUCUGGUCCCAGUGGCAGAACCAGCAUCACUCACAGCAGGCCGGUGAACAGCACACACACCCCAACCCCAGCCAGACAGAAGUCUUCCAGGACAUGUUACCGAUGGCUGGCGAUCCCACCCAGGGAACAGCCAACUACAACAUUGAGGACUUUGCUGACCUCGGCAUGUUCCCACCCUUCUCUGAGUAAAGAAAAAAACCUUUUCUCCAUGACUCUCUCUCUCAGAACUGGACUGACGUUUGCAUUCAUCUGUCAUGUUGUUUCAUUUUUCUAAUAUUGCUGGAUCGCCAACACACAGCGGAAUGUCUGUCCAAACGUGUCAUAAACAACACACAGUUCACUUACCGGUUUGGCUCCGCGGCCUGCAGUAUUUAUCUGUGAACUUAAACAUACCUCAUCUUUGUAAAGAGGAACCUUGCUGACAGAUGGAAGGCACACCAUUCAACCAGUAUCAGCUCUCUGACUGUCAUCACAAUGUUACACACAUUGUCUCAAGCUCUUAGAUCAAAUGAGUCAGUCUGGGACAUUCAGGUUGCUGAAACUGUUCCCUGCAUUCAGCGCCAGCAUGACCAGAGGAGGGCAGCCAGGUGAUUCUAGCUCUUUUGACUCUGAUGAAACACUAGUCCUCUAACAAAGUUUGUUGCCUCAUGGUUGUGUGCUCCAGAAUAGUUUGGACUAAGUCUCUGAAGUCUGUCCUGACCAGAUUGCCGUUCUCUGAGAGCACCGGACAGGUCUGCAAUUCCCUGUGUGUUAAACCUCUUCCUUCAUGUGAUUAUAGCUGUAUUUGUCAGAGACUAGUAUCAGUAUUAUUAUCCAAGAUUUACACUUUCUCUCUUUAAAAAGUUUCACAUGGUAGAGUUAUGGUGAUAUGGAAAAAAUCAGAUAUCA
Messenger RNA from Etheostoma cragini (Arkansas darter), 3193 nucleotides. RefSeq names its product aryl-hydrocarbon receptor nuclear translocator 2 (gene arnt2). The transcript is spliced from 19 exons. Lineage: Eukaryota; Metazoa; Chordata; Actinopteri; Perciformes; Percidae. Gene Ontology annotation, biological process: regulation of transcription by RNA polymerase II. The record is from RefSeq and is a predicted model, not a curated record. Gene Ontology annotation, molecular function: protein dimerization activity; DNA-binding transcription factor activity, RNA polymerase II-specific; RNA polymerase II cis-regulatory region sequence-specific DNA binding. The coding region runs from base 344 to 2494 and encodes 716 amino acids. Gene Ontology annotation, cellular component: aryl hydrocarbon receptor complex; transcription regulator complex; cytoplasm.